AAUAGGCCUUCUAGUACCUAGGUGCCCUCACAUUUGGACUCACCGCCCAAAGUUUUGGUGCUCUUAUAACCAAUCAGCAGUGCCCCUCCACAAAUUUCUGCCACUGAGAAAUUCGAUAAGCCGCCACCCCAUUUAUCUUUUUGACGUCGAGUUGUUGCAAGGCAGUACGACUACGUCUCCAAGUAGUUCCUUCACACCACUUAAUAAAAAGGAAAGACUCGUUUUCGAGUACUCUGAGUCAAAAUGCCGCAGAACGAGUACAUCGAGCGGUCGAUCAAGCAGCAUGGACGCAGGCUGGAUCACGAGGAGCGCACGCGCAAGCGGGCCGCGCGCGAGGGCCACAAGCAGAGCGAGCAGGCGCAGAACCUCCGCGGCCUGCGGGCCAAGCUGAACGCGAAGCGCCGGCACCACGAGAAGAUCCAGCUCCGGAAGACGAUCAAGGCCCACGAGGAGCGCAACGUCAAGGGCGCCGCCGCAGAGAAGGAGCCCACCGAGGCCAUCCCCGGUUACCUGAUCGACCGCGCGGCCGCGACGAACGCCAAGGCCCUGAGCACGCAGAUCAAGAACAAGCGGGCCGAGAAGGCCGCAAAGUUCUCCGUGCCGCUGCCCAAGGUGAAGGGUAUAAGCGAGGAGGAGAUGUUUAAGGUGGUGAAAACCGGCCAGAAGACCGCGAAGAAGGGAUGGAAGCGAGUUGUGACGAAGCCCACCUUUGUUGGCCCCGACUUCACGAGGCGUCCCGUUAAAUAUGAGAGAUUCAUAAGACCUAUGGGUCUCCGUUACAAGAAAGCUCACAUCACUCACCCGACGCUAAACGUAACUGUACACCUCCCGAUCAUUGGAGUGAAGAAGAACCCACAGCAACCGCUGUACACUCAGCUCGGUGUGCUUACAAAAGGAACAAUCAUUGAGGUAAACGUUAGCGAUCUUGGGAUGGUUACUGCUGGUGGAAAGGUUGCCUGGGGACGAUAUGCUCAAAUCACCAACUCCCCUGAGAUGGACGGAUGUGUCAACGGUGUUCUCUUGAUAUAAGCAGCGACUAGCGAUUAGGGACUAGGGAAACCACCCCGAAAGAAUUGCAUAUAUUGGCGUUAGGUGUUAUAAUAGACGACCGCAGUCGACCACUAGGGUUUGCGAAGAAAUGGAAGACAAAAUCAUCGCUUCUCUCGUGAGCUUCGUUCCAGUUCACAGCUGUUCCUCCAGACACUCUAUGCUGCCCAUCUCAAGCUGAGAGCCGCGCAAUGUACCAAAUCUCUAAAACUCUAGCCAAAAUAUAUCGCUGGUGGAAGGA
Messenger RNA from Phialemonium atrogriseum, 1288 nucleotides. Its product is annotated as ribosome bio proteinsis protein. The record is from RefSeq and is a predicted model, not a curated record. Gene Ontology annotation, cellular component: nucleolus; preribosome, large subunit precursor. Gene Ontology annotation, biological process: maturation of LSU-rRNA; maturation of 5.8S rRNA. NCBI's taxonomy places the organism in Eukaryota, Fungi, Ascomycota, Sordariomycetes, Cephalothecales, Cephalothecaceae. The transcript has 10 exons. The coding region runs from base 244 to 1029 and encodes 261 amino acids.